UUUGUUCUGUGGCGUUGUUUUAAACAUUUUUAAGAAAAGAUAUAUUUUGUAUUUAGGGCCGUAGAAUGACAGCUUUUUUCAUAAUAUACGUAAUCCACAAUAUAUUUACUUCGACAACGCCGCAGUUCGAAUUGGUUUAUUGUGACCUAUAAGUCGACCUGCCUAAUUGCUAAAAAUUAAGUUAACCUAAAAAACCAAAUAGAAACAAUAAAAGUCUCAUGAAAAACAAAUAAUUUUUCAAUUUUAUUAACAAAGAAAACGUUUUGAAGAAAACAAUGGAAUCGAAUAAUGGUGUCACAGAAGAACGAGCAUACUUUCUGUCUGUAAUAAACACAUUCAAAAGCUACAGGGAACAAUCAUUAAAAAGGAUUCAAAACAAAGAAUGCAGUAUAGCAACUUUACCUUAUCACCAUAAGAAAUGGUUGGCAAAGUACCAAGAAGAUCUCGACAAACUUAAACAGUGCAUUGAUAAAAAUGCAGAAUUUAUACCUUUGGUUUUACAACAUGCUUACAACAUGUUUGAUAAUGUUUAUUCAAGCAUGGAGACUGCACCAACUGAUGAAGUUGGCACUUUAUCAGAAGGGAUUGACAAAGUCCAGUCUGUGUUCAAACAGUUAAUGAGAGAUUGGAGUUCCUUAGGAGCAUCUGAAAGACAACAGUGUUACUCCCCAAUCAUUGAAGAAAUUGAGUUGAAUUUUCCUGAAGACAGUUGUGAUAGAGGCGAGGUUGAAGUGUUGGUACCAGGUGCUGGUUUGGGUCGGUUAGCAUUCGAAAUAGCACUGAGGGGCUUCAAAUGUCAAGGCAAUGAAUUCAAUUUGUUCAUGUUAAUUGUGUCGUUUCAUGUAUUGAAUUUUUGCAAAAAAGUUGAUGAGUUCCUGAUUUAUCCCUGGAUUCACCAAUACUGCAACAAUAUCCGGGUGGAGGACCAAAUGGUCAGUGCAAGGUUUCCCGAUAUCAAGCCGACUACGCCCCGCGGUAACUUCUCGAUGACUGCUGGUGACUUCCUCGAGGUCUACACUGCAGGCAACGAGUGGCACUGCGUAGCCACGUGUUUCUUCAUUGACUGUGCACCAAACGUAGUGCAGUUCAUUGAAACGAUCUACGACAUCCUAAAGCCCGGAGGCCUCUGGAUCAACCUCGGGCCCCUGCUCUACCACUACUCAGAUGUGCGGAACGAGAAGAGUAUCGAACCGAGUUUCCAAGUGCUUUGCGACGUUAUCAAUAAGGUCGGAUUCGAUAUGGUGAAGUACCGCACGGGAGUGAAGACCAAAUACUGUCAAAAUCCAUUCUCAAUGCUCCAAUACGAGUACGACAGCGUGUUCUUCGUAUGUCGGAAACCUGACAUGCUCGCAAACGGCGUGAGCGACAAUUGACGAUAUCGUGAAAAGGAGUGGGUUGGGCGUAUGCGCGGGGUGGGACAUGAGAUUGUUCAAAUUUUGACCGCCUCUAGCAACUUAACUCUAAAAGUAUUUGCAACACUGAACAAAUCCUUUGUUCUCAUUUUAGAACAGGGAUGAAAUUAUGCACCAGAUCUAGAAUUGAAGACUUUCAUUAUUGAGCUUGAAGUUGUGUCAGUAUACUAGUCAGAAACCAGGUGAACUACGUGAUUAUAUUCUACACUAAUCAAGUUAAUUAGAUUUAAAAGACAGAAAAAUCUAAAUGCAAAAUAAAAACUUGACUUUCAAAUGAUACCACCCAAAAAAUUAUUCUAAAUCUUUUUUUUUAGUUAAAAUCUGUCAACUUGAAUCGAAUUAUGCAAUUUAAGUGAAAACAUAUUACCUGGGGGGUAAUUAUUAAUAUCAAAAAGUUGCUAAGUAUUCAAAUAUAGAUUAACAAUAAUUUGGUAAAAACAAUAACUGGAAUUAGGAGCAGUAAGUUUCUUACGUAGUACCAUUGUCCUUACCUUAGUUAUUACAGGCGUCAUUUGGAAUAAUUUCAACCUUUUUGUUUUUGUUUUAAUAUUUUUAAAACCAUAUUUACUUCAAAUAAUACACUUCACUGUUGAGAUAUGUAAGUUUGUGUCCCACCCCAUACUUUUCUGUGACAGUUUUAAAACUUUUAAGUUUCUUUUUGAAGAAUUUCAAUUUAAAUUUUUGAAGUAUUAGUGUCUCGUUUCCCGCCAUACUCGAAGAACAGUAUUUUUGUUCAGCUGCGAGAAAGAGAAUGUGUUUUAGUUUAAAUAAAUUUCUAUACAGUUCGUUAAUAUGUGUUUUCCUGUUACUGUUGCCAAAUUUACAAAAUUAAAUUAAGACCAAUCUUAGUUAUUGAAGUUUAAUAUAAUUUCGUAUUCAAAUAUAAUCUAAAUC
Molecule: messenger RNA, 2306 nt
Organism: Cylas formicarius (sweet potato weevil)
Lineage: Eukaryota; Metazoa; Arthropoda; Insecta; Coleoptera; Brentidae
Product: carnosine N-methyltransferase
Exons: 4
Coding region: 276-1373 (365 amino acids)
Molecular function (GO): S-adenosylmethionine-dependent methyltransferase activity
Source: RefSeq, a predicted model, not a curated record